Molecule: messenger RNA, 1393 nt
Organism: Brassicogethes aeneus
Lineage: Eukaryota; Metazoa; Arthropoda; Insecta; Coleoptera; Nitidulidae
Source: the annotation of a GenBank genome assembly
AUGGGCGUUUUAAAGCCCGACGAGGAUUCAAACUCAACAAGGAUAAUAAUCGAGGAUCCUCAUCCACAUUGUCCUUGGAAGUGCGAGCUUACAAAUGAGGCCGGUUACGUAGUCUAUUCGGCUUUAGGAUCUUUUUAUAUUCCCAUGUUUGUGAUGCUUUUCUUCUACUGGAGAAUCUACAGGGCAGCUGUAAGGACAACCAGAGCCAUUAACCAAGGGUUCAGGACGACCAAAGGCUCAAGAGGUUUGGGCAACAGGUUCGAUGAGCAGCGGCUCACCCUCCGGAUCCACCGCGGACGCGGUUCUUCCGGCAAACGCCAGUACGGCUCUCCGCACAGCAACGGCAGUAACAGUACUACCACCACAACGGGCAGCGCGUCCCCCAGCCCGUCGAACCGGGGGCGACACGAGCGCGUCAAAAUCAGCGUCAGCUAUCCGUCGAACGAGAAUUUGUCGCCGCACACCGUCCCGCAUCUGCUGGCCGUCACGCCCACCUCGCCCACCGGACAUCCCAGCUACGCCGUGCACUAUUCCGCCAACGGUAAGGAUAACACGGCCACGAGCUUGUGCAGGAGGGAGACGCACCUAAGAGUGCAUCGGUUCGGCUCUCAUAGGAGAUCGUCGUCGAGGAGGUCUAGCAGUUGUGAUAGUGCUGCAGGAGAUAGAGCGAUAAGCCCUAGCCCCAGCUCCUGCGAGGACGGAAAUCCUCCAAAAAUACUCAACCGCCGCAUGGGCAAGCGCAACAUUAAAGCCCAGGUGAAGCGUUUCCGCAUGGAGACCAAAGCCGCUAAAACGCUGGGCAUCAUAGUGGGCGGCUUCAUAUUCUGCUGGCUGCCGUUCUUCACCAUGUACCUAGUGCGCGCUUUCUGCGCGCACUGCAUACACCCUUUGGUGUUUUCCAUACUGUUUUGGCUGGGGUACUGUAACAGCGCCAUCAACCCGCUGAUAUACGCGCUGUUCAGUAAAGACUUCAGGUUCGCGUUCAAGCGGAUCAUUUGCAAGUGCUUCUGCAAGGGCGAGCACUCGCGGAGGGGGUCGGACGGGUCUCAGAUGGUGGGCAGGCAGUUCCGGUCGCCCAGCUACAACGUUCAGCCGGCGAAUAAUUCUCUGGGGGAGGAGAGCGACCCAGGGGGGGACCCGUCGGACUCGAGGUGACCUAAGAGGCCGGGCAAGCGGGGUAAGGCUCUCAUCGACAAACGGUCUGUGAUGAAGGUAGCGAUGUGCGUGUACGGCUGACAAAAACUGAACACUUGCACUUCAGUGUAAAAAUCUGUUUUUAGAAAAAUGCUUUGAACCCUGUUUCCCGUACAGAACUUUGUCACUAUACACAUCACAUCACAUUCAUGAUCCAUUGGAAGUUUCCAAGGACCAAAAAAAUCCACUUCCGGUUUAA